AUGGACGAGCGUGAUCUUUUUCUAGCAGAACUGCUGCGGCACGAGGGACGCGGAGAUCACAUUUCUGAUGCAUGUCCCGGAUGUCCAUGUCUGAAAUCUACUCCUCCUCGAUAUCGGUGUCAAGACUGUCUAGAUUCACAAUUAUACUGUGGUCUCUGUAUCGUCCAGAACCACUUACGGUUGCCUACCCAUCGUAUAGAGGAAUGGAAUGGUCAAUUUUUUGAGCGUCUUUCAUUGAAAGCCAUGGGUCUUCGCAUACAACUGGGUCAUGCAAUCGGCGAAUCCUGUAUUCUUCCAAGGAGAGCAUUUAACGAUGAUUUUGUUCUCAUUGACGCAAAUGGCAUACAUGAGAUUGGGCUGGACUUCUGUGGCUCCAUGACCUCUCAGACACAUACCAAGCAACUACUACGUGCUGGCUGGUUUCCGUCGACUUCUACUAAUCCACGAACGGCUGCUACAUUUCGCGUUCUUCAUCACUAUCAUAUCUUGUCCUUCGAGUCAAAGGCCUCUGCUUACGAAUUUUAUCAUUCGCUGGUUCGUUUAACGGACAACACAGGCUUGAUCAGACGAAAGGUAAUUAAUCUGGUAGCCAACAACUAUCGAUGA
This is a messenger RNA of Suillus plorans, 606 nucleotides long. RefSeq lists its product as uncharacterized. The record is from RefSeq and is a predicted model, not a curated record. The transcript is spliced from 3 exons. NCBI's taxonomy places the organism in Eukaryota, Fungi, Basidiomycota, Agaricomycetes, Boletales, Suillaceae. The coding region runs from base 1 to 606 and encodes 201 amino acids.